Messenger RNA from Elaeis guineensis (African oil palm), 630 nucleotides. Lineage: Eukaryota; Viridiplantae; Streptophyta; Magnoliopsida; Arecales; Arecaceae. The record is from RefSeq and is a predicted model, not a curated record.
UAUCCGCAAUUCCUCUCUCUCGGGGGGGGAAGAGAGAGAGAGCGAGCAACUUCCCGAGCUCCUCACCAAAAGACAGGAAGAGAGAGGCCAAAGAAGUCCCGAGGGAGAAAGAGGGGGCGGGGGAUGGAAGGAGAGGGUUCGACAGAGACAGUGUCCCCGGAGCCGCUGCUCCGGCCGUCCCGGGAGCCGGCCCGGACGAGCUGGCUGGCGGCCACUCUGGGGCAGGCGUUGGGCCAGCGGGGGUCCUCGAUGCUGGUGCGCGAGACGGCCGCGCUCCAGCUGGAGGAGCGGCGCGCCGACUGGGCGUAUUCACGGCCGGUGGUGGCGCUCGACAUCGCGUGGAAUCUGGCCUUUGUCGCCGUGUCCGUCGCCGUGCUGGGAGCCACCAUCGACGAGCAGCCCAACACGCGGGUCCGGCUCUGGAUCGCGGGGUACGCGGUCCAGUGCCUGGUCCACGUGGCGCUGGUCUGGACGGAGUACCGGCGGCGGAGCGCGCGGCGGCUCGGGGUGGAGGAGCGUGGCGGUGUUGAGAGGGCGCGGUCGGACUCUGAUGCCGGGGACAGCGAGGAGGAUGGGGAGGAGGGCGGAACGGGGAGAAGCCAGCAGUCUAGGUAGGGGCAGAUUCAUUUU